UUAGCAAGUAUACGUUUCUUCAUCAAAAUUUGCCAUCGAGGAACAACUGGAUUGGCUUCCGGCGAAUUUUCCGGCGAUAAUCAUUUGAUAUCGGGGCUCAGAUACUCGCGAUCGCAUCUUUCACAACAAGGUUUCAUUCCAAUGACUGGGAGAAAACGUAGUUACCGCGAUUCAUUCGAUAAUAGGCGUCCUUAUCCUCAAGAAGGACAUCAACGAGGUCCUCCUCCUCGUCAAAUGCCUCCUCCUCGUCAUCCAGCAAUGUUGGAGGAAGAGCUAGAAGUGCAGCAUCACGAAAUCCGUAGGCUAUUGAGCGACAACAGGAGGCUGGCUGAUGACAGAGUUGCUCUGCAGCAGGAGCUUGGAGGUGCAAAGGAAGAACUUCAUAGGAUGAAUCUGUUAAUUUCUGAUCUUCGUGCUGAUCAGGAUAUGCGUUCCAGGGACCUAAUUGAAAGAGGUUUCAAGAUGGAAUCUGAACUUCGAGCUACCGAACCACUCAAAUCUGAGGCUAUGCAAUUACGUUCUGAAGUACAGAAAUUGAACACUAUUCGGCAGGACCUGAAUGCUCAAGUUCAGAAUCUCUCGCAAGAUAUUGCCAAACUGAAAGCUGAUAAUCAACAUAUUCCGGUUUUGAAGUCGGAUAUUGAUGGACUGCGACAAGAGCUCAUGCGCGCAAGGGCUGCCAUUGACUAUGAAAAGGAUGUAAGUAUUGAGUUGACGGAACAACGGAAGGCGAUGGAGAAGAACCUACUGUCCAUGGCCCGUGAAGUUGAAAAGCUACGAGCAGAACUUGCAAAUGCAUCGGGUAUACCCUUUUCUUCUGAUGUGGCAUAUGGGGUGAAGUUCAAUAACCAUGAAGGUGGGUUUUCUGCUUCUUAUGGUGAUCCAUAUGGAGUUCAUAUGGGCGCUGCUGACAAGGGCUCCUCAUAUGGGCUGGGUUCUGCAUCCAGGACAGGACAUGAUAAAAGGAUGAGUCGUCAUUGAGUCUGGACAAUUGAAUCACAUCUGGAAGGCAUCCUGCUGCAGCUCUUGGCUAUCCUCCAUAAGUUGCUUAGAAUCUUUUAGAUAUAUGUAUGUUCGUAUUACUCUAUUUAUCUUUACUUGGAUAUUGUUUGCUAUGCGAUUGACGAACAUUAUGAGGCCCAGGUUUGUUCUCUUUCCCAUUAUCAUCUAGUUUAUGUUGUUCCUAAGUUGAGGACCAAAGUAUCUAUCUGUCUAUCUAUCUUCUUUUUUUUUUGGAUAAUUUGAAUAAUAUAUUGUGAGGAUUGGUCUUCGGUGACUUAA
Molecule: messenger RNA, 1281 nt
Organism: Impatiens glandulifera
Lineage: Eukaryota; Viridiplantae; Streptophyta; Magnoliopsida; Ericales; Balsaminaceae
Product: protein FLX-like 3
Exons: 5
Coding region: 142-981 (279 amino acids)
Source: RefSeq, a predicted model, not a curated record